Messenger RNA from Halteromyces radiatus, 785 nucleotides. RefSeq names its product 50S ribosomal protein L13. The record is from RefSeq and is a predicted model, not a curated record. Gene Ontology annotation, cellular component: ribosome; mitochondrial large ribosomal subunit. NCBI's taxonomy places the organism in Eukaryota, Fungi, Mucoromycota, Mucoromycetes, Mucorales, Cunninghamellaceae. The coding region runs from base 88 to 528 and encodes 146 amino acids. The transcript is spliced from 4 exons. Gene Ontology annotation, biological process: translation; negative regulation of translation. Gene Ontology annotation, molecular function: structural constituent of ribosome; mRNA binding.
CUGUCACUCAGUCGGUGUUCCCUUUGAUCUUUUUUUUUUUUUUAAAUACAUUUUUUUGUUCUUUUUCUUUCUUACCUAUUAUAUACCAUGUCUCAAGCUGUUGGCAAUACUGCUCUUGCAUAUGCUCGUGUAUGGCAUGUUGUCGAUGCACGUCAACGAGUUUUAGGUCGUCUUGCCACUAAUGUCGCCACUACAUUGAUGGGAAAACAUAAACCUAUUUAUGAUCCUGCAUCUGAUUGUGGGGAUUAUGUAGUUGUGGUAAAUGCAAAGGAUAUCUUGGUUACUGGAAAGAAAGCUGAACAAAAGUUGUAUCGCCAUCACACUAUGCAUCCUGGCGGUUUGAAGGAAAUAAACUAUGCAGAUUUGAAGAAGAAGGAUCCUACAGAGUCUCUUCGUAAAGCUGUGUCGGGGAUGUUACCAAAGAACAGAUUACGUGAUGUACGAUUAAAUCGAUUGAUGAUUUUUGAAGGUGCCGAACAUCCUUAUGAAGACAACAUUAUCAAGCAUCAUGGUAUUCAACAACAAUAGUUUAUCUUUCACAAUUCAUCUUUAUAUCAUACAUCUAGAUAUUAGAACUUUUUUUGUUAUAUUCCUUCAAAAUUCUCCUUUUUCUCCCUCUUUUAUUCUUCAAAUGACAUGUUGACAAUUCUUUUCCCUUUUGUAAAGUCCAACUCCUUACCACAUUUCACCCCUUUUUUUUCAUGUGUAUAUCAAUCAAUUCCUUCAAUAAAAAAAAACGUGAACAGACGUACAUUUUGUUUUCAAUAUGGAAUGACACGUUAGAC